GCCAAUUUCCCGAGGCGAUUCACGGACAACAAUCUGACCUCAGCUGUGGAACUGGACAUAACUCCGCCAGCCAGUCCCGGUGAUUUGGAGUCCUCCUCACGAUCUUCUGUGUGCGCGGAAGCGGACACGGACUCGGAGACUCUUUUCACGGAUGAGAAACGACCCUCAAACAUCCCCAACCCCCGUUCAACAAACAAUCUGUGA
Molecule: messenger RNA, 204 nt
Organism: Echinostoma caproni
Lineage: Eukaryota; Metazoa; Platyhelminthes; Trematoda; Plagiorchiida; Echinostomatidae
Source: the annotation of a GenBank genome assembly